Messenger RNA from Sebastes umbrosus (honeycomb rockfish), 1820 nucleotides. RefSeq names its product phospholipase B1, membrane-associated-like. Bases 160 to 1431 code for a protein of 423 amino acids. Gene Ontology annotation, cellular component: brush border membrane. The transcript has 16 exons. Gene Ontology annotation, biological process: phospholipid metabolic process. NCBI's taxonomy places the organism in Eukaryota, Metazoa, Chordata, Actinopteri, Perciformes, Sebastidae. Gene Ontology annotation, molecular function: A2-type glycerophospholipase activity; phosphatidylcholine lysophospholipase A1 activity; retinyl-palmitate esterase activity. The record is from RefSeq and is a predicted model, not a curated record.
UUGUGUUGCUGACGUUGAUUGAAUGGCUCUCACUGGACCCGCAGGUUGUCGCUCAGCUUUAGAGGGUGGGGAGAGACAAAAGCGACCGUGCUGUAUAGCUGAGCAUCGCAUUGUGCAGGUCUGCAGGGGCGACCCGUUGACUGGCCCAUACGCACUGCUAUGGAGUGGCUUUGGAUCGCCGUGGCAACAUGUAUGCUCGCUUCCUGCUCUGUCAAAGGCAACGACUGGUGGUGGGAGUAUGAGGAGGGGAUACGACACUACAGCAAAGAGGCCCUCAACAAGGAGUUUCCAGAGAAAACUCGACCGGUGAGCUUCAAACAUCCCGUGUUCCAGUGCCCCGACAUGAGUCCUUCUCCCUCAAUCCCUUCCUCAGUGGAAUUUGUGAAGGCGGCAGAUAUCAAAGUCAUCGCUGCCUUGGGGGAUUCACUGACAACGGCCAUCGGCGCCAACGCCACCACUGUCCUCGGGAUUCCUAUUGAGUUUCGCCACGUGUCGUGGAGCAUCGGAGGCUACGGCUCAUUUCAGUAUGUCAUUACUUUGGCAAACAUCAUCAAGUUGUUCAAUCCCAAUCUGCUCGGUGCUGCUCCCGGCAAGACGGUUCAUGGGAUGCAGGCUCACAUCAGUGAAACAGGCUUCAACCUUGCUGUGACUGGACACAACACAUUCAACCUCCCCGGCCAGACGAGACAUUUGAUCGACACGAUGAGAGGUUAUGAGGGUCUGAACUUCGAGGAGGACUGGAAGCUUUUGACCAUUCUCAUGGGCAUGAAUGACAUCUGCGAUUACUGCAAAGACAAGGCUCUAUUUUCAGUGGAUAACUUCAUUCACUAUAUCACCGUGUCCUUGGAAAUGCUUAUGAAUGAGGUUCCUCGUAUGAUCGUUAAUGUCGUUCAGAUCCUGCCCAUGCAGACUCUGAGAGAGGUGCAGAAGCCCACCCCGGGGUGCCGGCUCCAAAGGUCUUUCUGCUCGUGCCUGAUAGAGCCAGUAGCCAAGUCUCCUGAGCUUCAGGAGCUGGUAGAAAUCAAUCUGGAGUUCCAGAAAAGACUCGAGACGCUGCUGUACAGCAAACGUUUCUUCAGGGACGACUUCGCCGUUGUUCUUCAGCCCUUUCUGAAACACGCUGACCCUCCACGCCUCCCGAAUGGGAAGAUCGAUAUGACCUUCUUCACUCACGACUGCUUCCACUUCACCAUAAAGGGGCACGAGGAGCUGGCCAAGGGACUGUGGAACAACAUGUUUCAGCCGGAGGGGGGAAAGACGAUUGUGAGCAGCUUCUCUGACCCCAUCAGUCUCAUCUGUCCACCCAUGGAACACCCGUUUAUCUUCACCCGACCGAUAGCAGCAAAAUCAGGUCAGCCUCCACUGCAGUCUGACGCUCUGUCACAGGCAGCCGUCUUCCUGCUGCUCCUGCUCCUCGUGGGUUUGGUUUGACUGGGACUCAUCUAGCAUUCACUUUGCUGGACUAUUUUACAAAGCACCACUGCUACAUUGGUUACUGUUGAGGUGAUACAGCGCCUCAAAGGAGAGUCUGUGAGCCACUCUUUGAAACUUUGCAUGUCUUUGGCCUCAAAUAGCAGCAUACAGGUAAUUACUGCCGGACUGUAAGAUAAUGUGACUGUAAAUCCUGCAACCUAAAUAUUUCAUCUUGAGAAGCAGGUGGAGGUGGUUGUUGCUGAGAAGCUUUCUCGGUAACACUUUACAGGUCAGCAAAUUUCAUGGUAUUUAGGUGAUAAUUAGCAAGUAACCUAUUUGAAAUUUCUUUGGAAUUACUGCCAAAUUAGCCCAAUAUUUACCUCAAAAUUGAUCAAAAAUUACUUUAU